Molecule: messenger RNA, 5223 nt
Organism: Zerene cesonia (dogface butterfly)
Lineage: Eukaryota; Metazoa; Arthropoda; Insecta; Lepidoptera; Pieridae
Product: bromodomain-containing protein DDB_G0270170
Exons: 10
Coding region: 616-4104 (1162 amino acids)
Source: RefSeq, a predicted model, not a curated record
GCGUCUGCCGCUGUUUAGUUGUGGUCGCAACACCACCAAGAAUAGCCGCAGUGAUUGUUCCCGCCUUAAAUAAUUACAUUUUGUGAAAUCACAUUAAACAUUUCUCAUGGGAUUUAAUAUAACAUAUUGAAUUUUACAAGCGCAUUUCAUUAUUAUGUAAUCCAUCCGCAGUCUAAACGCAAUAUUUAUGUAAUGACGUUUGUGAAACCGCGAAAAAUCGCGUUGAACUUAUGUACAGAGGUGGAUUUUUAUCGUGUACGUUAGUAGUGAUAAAUGAUAAGCGAAGUAUUACAGAUAAACCAAAGGACAGUCAAUAACGCGUGUGGGCUCUAGCAACCCGUUAGCACAGUUUCUGUGCCGUGCAGUGUGUUCGUACAAGUGAUCCUUUUAGGCGUUCGAAUAGAUAUCAUGUUGGAAAAGCAAAUGAGUGAUGCGCUUGCGUUGAUGCAAGUAGCGAUGGACCUAUUUUUGUAGCACGGAAAUAAGAGCGGCAACAGAAGCAAAAAGAUUCAGCUGCCUAAAAACUUGAGGACGCCGUGUCUUGUGUAUUUUGGUUAAAUGUGAGCUGAUGUGUGUUGUAUCAUUUGUGCGUGCGAGUAAGGUCAUCCGUUAAAUAUGAAGAAGAGCGCUAUACUGAAGCUGAAAUCAAUAUUUGGUUCCAAAAGAGGCAAACGGCACCAAGAACAACAUAAUUCACAAAAGUCUUCGAGGUCUGGUUCCCCGGAACCCACAGAUGGCCUAUCGCCAAGUAGCGGCGAAUCUUUCCGGCCUCUACAAAGGACGCCUCCGCCCAGUCGUAUUGGGCCUCCGCCGUCCCCGCCCGUGCCGACCAAACCUGUGGCUCCGGUAGCUCCGGAGCCCACAGGACCACUGCCGCUUGCGCCAUGCCCCGUCUGUGGAAGGACGUUUGUGCCGCAGUCUUUAGCGAAACACGUAAAGAUAUGCGAGAAAAUGACCAUCAAGAAAAGGAAAACAUUCGACUCUUCGAGACAGAGGCGCGAAGGCACGGACUUAGAACAAUACUUGCCAAAGAAUUUCGGUCUUCCAGAAAACAGCCCAUUCCUUGAGAAGAGUCCGCCGAAUACUGCCAAAGCCACGCCUAAGCCAAAAGUACAGUCGGUUCGCAGUGCUAUCAUGAAGCCGACGGCAGAUCUACAAAAAUGUCCGCACUGUGGUCGCGCAUUCGGCGUACGCGCAUUCGAACGGCACGUGGAAUGGUGCGCGGACAAAGCGAAGAUCCUGCCAGCCGCGCCGGCACAGCCGCCAGCCCAUAUAGCUGACGCGAAGCAAAGGCUCAAUGCGCGUACGCAAUAUAAAGCACCUCCUGUACGAACCCGACGUUCAUCUCAAACUCGUGAAAAGUCAUCGAACAGUAGAUCAGCUUCUGUGGAAUCGAGCCGUGGUAUUUCACCGCCCCGGGAAUAUGGUGACUAUAAACACCCGCGAUCUAGAGCAUCAGAAUCGGCAUCUAGCAAUGAUCACGAGGAGAGCUCUCCUCAUGUUCCAGUAAUUAGAAACUCACGCGCUUCACAAAAUAAAUCAUCUGGCGAUGCUAAUAUUAAAGCGAGACAAGCAAGGCUUGCUAGGGACUUGAGCAGUUCUAGAAAUAAUCAAGAAAAUAACAUUGCUCCUCUUCAACAAUGCAACACCGACCCUGAUGUAAAUAAAAAAGAAAAAGACAAUAAACCUAAAGUUAGAAUGACAAUAAAAAAGAAACAGCAACUAAAAAAACUUGAAGAGCUUGCUGAAAAACACAAAGAAAAAAGCCAAAAAAUAUUAGCAAAAGUACAAAGAGCUUCCAAAGUCACAGAAAAAACUGAAUGCCCAUCCAAAAGCCAAAUUCCUUUGCUAAAAAAAGAAAAGAUUGUGAAAAAAACAAUUAUAAAUAAAGAUAUCCCUCAAAAAGAGACAGUAAAUAUAGAUAAGGAAUCUACUGACAACAACAUUACAAAACAGGCACAAGUAGCGAUUAAAGAAAUUAAUAUAAAAACUAAAACAAAGAAAGAUGUUUCUAGAAGGCAGAAAGAAAGCACUAUGAGUUUAGAUAGUCUGGAGGAUUGUCCACAGAAAUCGACUAGGGAACAAAAUAGCCAAUCAAUAGGAAUUAAUACAGAACUUCUAUGUCCAUGUGUGCCAUGUGUAAUACACGAUUUAACUCCACCUAAACAAAAAAAGAAAAAUGAAAAAUCUUCACACUUAAAUAAAAUUCAGGCAGACAAAUGCGAGUCAGAACUUUUCACAAGGAACCAAAUUAUGGAAAAUUCAUCUAGCGUUGAAUUAUUAUAUAAAAACCCAAGCAUGGUGAGUUCUUGUGAUAAUAGUAAAGAACUACGUGAACAGGCCGAUUGUGAUGAGACUGAAACCGGCUUUUAUCAAGCUAAAGUCCCUUUUUAUCAUUCUUCUUCAGAUGCAAUAGACUUUACAGAUAACAUAAAGCGUUUGGAAAAUCUAAAUGAAUAUUCCGAUACCAACAUUGAAUCAAAAACAGAUGUUUUCAAAAAUAUUUCAUCAGGAAAGGUCAUCAAGGAGGACAGCAAACAAUAUAUUGACUUGUCCAAUGAGCACUUCGAUGAAAACUAUGAGCGAGAUCUAAGUGAAGAUAGUUUAGAUUGUGAUGAGAAAGAAAAUGUUAUAGAUGACGAGGAUCAAAACAAUUUGGUCAGUCGUCAUGGUAGUGGGGACACAUACACAAAGUUUAUUGAUAAUCCUGCCGAUUUAGAAGAAUUUCUCACGUUAACAGAUGAUAUGAUAUGUGAUACCAACAAUAAGAAAGAAAUUACUGACAAAGACAUAGAACAUAUUCAUACCCCUAAAACUAACUCUAUUGAAUCAAUAUGUGCUAAUAGUAAUAAAGACAUUUUAACCAAACACAGUUUUUCGGACACGAUUGAGGAAUUAAAAAACAAUUUUAAAGAAAUUUUGCAAGAAACACAGGAUGAGAAUGCUGAAGAUGAUUUAAAUAGAAAAGUUUCAGAUAUGGAGCAUAUAACUGUAUAUGAAUUAAAAUUUUACGAUCAAAAGUCGAAUGCAGAAUUAAGUCAAACUACGAAGCAAGAUUCCGAUGUUAAAUUACCUGCCAUAGAAGAAAACAACAAAUUAGUUCGCAAGGGCCUUAAAAGUAAAAAUAAUAUAUCAAAUAUAUAUAAAAACAAUCGAAAAUGCGAAAUGCUGAACAAAACAAAUAAAGAAUAUAGGACUUUUAUAAUUAAGGAAAAUCGAGAAGAGAGCAGUGAUGAAGCACCGCCUUUAAAGUUACCUCGUAUUGAUUUAAAAAGCAGUAACAACAUUGUGGGUGAGAAACUGUUCCCUUCCUCCGUCAAACGUUCCACUUCCCUUCUUGAUUCCAUCCAAAAGAAACCAUCGAGCAAAGUAGGUACUCCAAACAAAACUCGACAAAAAACAGAUCAGUUGGAAGACGACAUAAUGCAGUCGCUCAAAGAAUUUGACAAAUUUUAUGAAACACAAAAACAUGAUAAGAAUCAAUCUCAUAAAGAUAUCACAAAAAUGUAUAUAGAUACAGUAAAAAGAGACUCACGGAAAAAAUGCGAACAGAAGAUGAAUAAGAACGACAAUGUAACGAAUGGUAACCAUACGCCGAGUGGAAAAAUUAGCAACGAUUCGGCAUAUAGCAGCUUAAAUCGAGUAUCACCAUCGAAACUCUCGUUAUGCAAUGUUAAAGAAUCAAAUGACUUGGUCUUGCUGGAACAAAUCCCAGCUGGAUCCGAAUCCAGUGAUAGUCAUAAAGAAGAUAGGCGUUCUAUAUCCAGUGAGGAAUUUUUAGCUAUGGAGAGAUCAACUGAAUUACAAGAGUCUUUAACAAGAUCUGAUAUGCAUUCAUCUUAUAAUAACGUAGGAAAUCCUAGUAUAAAUGAUAAACACACGAAUUCUCGUACGUCGACGCAUCGGAGCGCAUCGCGUCGGCAAAACACAAAGGAGGCUCUCAGCUCGAGUGGCUCCGAAACUUCCCUUCACAGAAGUCGGCGGGAAUCCGCGCCAACCUCUGCCCCUCGACUGUCCCGCUUCUGUCACGAGUGUGGCAGUAAAUUCCCAGUCGACACUGCCAAAUUUUGUAUCGAGUGUGGUGUGAAAAGACUUUUAGUGUGAACUGUGUGCUUGUGAACAUGUGGCCGAUAUAUCUAGUCCUAAUUAUCGUCGAAGCGAACUUCAAUUUGGAAGUUAAUGUACAAGUUGUCGGAAUUGUAAUGUAUUGAUUCCUUUUGUUUGAAUUCAAUCUCAAUAACUUUGCAGUGAGUCUCAAAAUUUCAUUAAUUUUAUUUAUCCUAUGUAACAUUUGGCAUAGAUGUUUUUUACAUUGACUGUAUCAUGUUGUUAUGCAAUAACAAUAUUUAUUUAUUUAUUAUUUGGUUAGCAUUAUCACUUAAACAUGCUUUUAAACUAUCGCUGUUAUUAUUUUUACAAAUGUAAAAAGAUAAAUAACAGUGGCUCCUUAUUGUGUUACUUUACACCAUCUUAUAGAUUGGUAGUAUCGUAUUAAAUAUUAUUAUAUGUGUGUGGAUGGAUUUUAUAACAUCAAUAAAAAUGAUCAGAUUUAUAUUAAAUCCCUUUUUAUACAUACAAAUGAUUAUUGACUCAUUUUAUUAAUAUAAAACAAAGAUGUUGUUUUAGGAAACUGUUACCAAAUUAUUUUAAUAAAAAAUAAAUGUGCCUUCCUACAUUAUAUCAGUUGUUUACAAAAUUCGUUUAAGGCUACUUAUUCCAAUUUAAAAUAUCACACAAAUUGCCUUCAGAAAAAAAAUCUGUGAUAUGGAAAAUAUAUAAAAUUACAACAAAUGAAGUGUUUUUCUCAAGAAGGAAUCUAAAAUUAAGUGCCAAUUUUAUUUCUUUUGAAGGAAGUUUUGUGUUUUUAUUUUUAGUUUGUUUUGCCCUUGUUAAUUGAUGUAUUUUAUAAUAUUUUAACUUCAUAGAUUCCCAUAGUGUUAGCAUUUUUAACAAGACUGAUUUUAUUUCAAAGGUUUUGUAAACAAAUGACCAUAACUUAAUGUAAAUUGUUUUAAUUAACAAACUUAUCAUGUAAUAAAUUAACAUUAAAUAAAACAUUGUUUCAUUUUCUAAACAUUCAAUUUGUAUCCAUUGUUUAGGGCCACAAUAUCAACCAUACUACACCCCCUGUCCUCAAUUGAAUCGGGAGUUGCCAUUAAAGAAAAAGAAGAAGUAGUAUUGCAACAUUAAGAAAAAAAAGAAAUAUCAAAUCUUCAACUUCCU